Messenger RNA from Darwinula stevensoni, 4178 nucleotides. Lineage: Eukaryota; Metazoa; Arthropoda; Ostracoda; Podocopida; Darwinulidae. The record is from the annotation of a GenBank genome assembly.
AUGGCGGCAAAGAUAACAUACUACUGCCGAGAAGGCUAUCACCGGGCGAUGCAGAAUGCUGCUCUAGAAGGAAUGAAACGGUUUGCUGGGGACACUGUGUUUCGAUUCUACUUUGGACUGUCACUUGUAUGUGAGGGACGUGUUCAGGAGGGGAUCCGGGAACUUGAUAGACUCCAGAGUGAUUCAGAAGUGAUGCUUGGGGCAAUGCUGGCCUUGAUUCAUGCACAUAAACGUUGUGCUACAGUUGACAAGGAGGCCGUCAUGCAGCUGGAUGCAAAAUUGAAGGAGGAAAGAAAGAAGGCUGGUGACAAGGCUCUGCACUUUGCUGGAGUUUUCCUCUUUUUGAAUGGGAGAUAUGACAAGGCAAGGGAAUAUGUGGAUCGUCUGCUCAAGAUUAAUAGCCAAUCUCGUGAUGGUCUUGUGCUGAAAGGAUGGAUUGAACUUGGUGCUGGCAAGGAAUCUAAGGAUGUGAAGAAUGCUAUCAACUUCUUCGAAUCCAUUCCUAAUGCAAAUCGGGACAUUGAUGCAAUGCUUGGGAAGGCCAAGUUCUAUGAACUGGUUCACAGCUUUGACCAAGCAUUGGAAUGCCUGAAUCAGUUGGUGGUGUCAUACCCUUCAUUUGUGCCUGCCCUUUUGGAGAAGAUGAAAAUCCAGCUUGCCUUGAAAGACUGGGUACAAGCAUCUGACAGUGCAGAAAGGGCACUGAUACUAGACCCAGGGUCCUUGGAAGGAAAGCGAUUCAAGAUCCUGAAUACCAUGUGCCAUCAGGGGAAUUAUCAUGAAUCAACACUUCUCCUUAAGGAGUUCUUCAGUGAUCUUGAACAACAUGAGCCCAGGAAUGGGGACCUCUUCAUGCGCAAUGCUCAGCUUUUCUCCAGACUUUGUGGAAGACAUCAAGGGAUCCUGCAUGAAGCAUACAGGCUGGCUGAGCGAGCAGCCCAGCUGGACCCAUCGAAUGCUGAUCGUCUCACAGAACUUGGCUAUCAAUGCCUCUUGCAAGAGAAUGUCUCUCAGGCUCUCAAGUUCUUCAGGAAUGCCACCAAGAUGGAUGAAUCUUCUAUAUCUGCCUUGACUGGUACUUUGCACUGUCAGUUGCUGGAGGGGCAUCUUCAAUCAGCUGAGCAGCAUCUGGAGUUCCAGUUGGAGGUCUCCCGGUCAGUUGGCACCAGCCCAGAAAUAUACUACCUCAGCGCCCUUCUAGGUCGACUGAAGGGGAGCAAGAGUUCUGAAGAAAUUAUUGGGAUUUUGACUGAUGCAAUCGAGACACACUUUCGUGCCAUUCGUUCUGUCCCAUUUGGAGUGGAGUACCUGAUUCAACUGAAUCCAGAUUUCUUGCUUCUUGUUGUGCGGGAGCUCCUGCUCUAUGCCCCCACCCAUCCAGUGGCAAAAAGCCAGGCAAUUCCUCCAGCACUUGAAAGGAGUCGUCAGGUCUUGGAACCGGUGACCAAAGUCUGUCCUGGAAUGCGAGAUGGUCUCUUCCUUCUUGCACGUGUCCGAUUCCUUCGUGGAGAAAUCUCUGAGGCAUCCUCCCUUCUCCAGGAGAUUUUGGAGGACAUUGACCCAACAUUCAGUGAUGCUCAUGUCCUCAUGGCCCAGAUCCAGCUCCAGCAGGGAUUCUUCAAGCAGGCCUCCCAAUCCCUAGAGGUUGGCCUCAGCUACAACUUUGAGAUUCGGGAGCACCCAAUAUACCACUUGAUCAAGGCCAGAAUCCAGAAGAAGCAGGGUCAGAUGGAGGAAGCUAUUGUGACUCUGAGGCAGGCCAUGGCUCUGCCUGGCUUCAAGGUCAAGCCCAGUGAAAAGAAUGAGAGCAGUCCAAAUCGAUUGCCUGAUUCUGAGAGGGCAGCCAUAUACUUGGAGUUGGCUGAUGCACUUCGUAUGAACAACCAGAACCAAGAAGCUGCUAAGGUCAUGGAAGAAGCUCGAAAUGAAUUUCGGGGAACUGGUGAGGAAGUGAGGGUGUCAGUCUCAAAUGCAGACUUGGCCCUUGCUAGGGGGGAUGUAGAGGGGGCUAUUGCUGUCCUCAAGCGCAUUGGACCUGACCAGCCAUAUUACAUUCAGUCAAGGGAGAAGAUGGCCUCUAUCUACCUUCAAUAUCGCAAAGAUCGACGUAUGUAUGCUGCCUGCUACAGAGAGAUAGUGGAGAAGGAUUCAAGCCCCCAAAGCUAUCUUCUUCUGGGAGAUGCCCUGAUGGGGAUUCAGGAGCCAGACAAGGCCAUUGAGGUGUAUGAGCAAGCCCUAAAACGGAACCCUCGGGAUGCCAUCUUGGCUGGGAAGAUGGGACAGGCUCUUAUCAAGACUCAUCAGUAUGGCAAGGCCAUCAACUACUAUAAGGAGUCUAUCCGCAAUGACAACAACAACAGUCUCAGACAUGACCUUGCUGAGUUGCAGAUGAAAUUGAGACAAUAUGAGAAGGCAGAGAAGACUCUGGUAAAGGCCCUAGAAGUGGAGGGAUCCAGUAAUGAAAUCAACUCUCUUACCAUGCAAGCCAAGCUGCUUGCUCUCCUUGCCAAGGUGCAGGAGAAAGCAGGCAUGCUUGAGUCAGCCUUGUCUUCUCUUAACAGUGCCAGGGACAUCCAGUCUCGGGUGCUGCAGCGGGCACAGGUUGAGCAGCCUGAUGCUGCCAAUGAACAGAAACAACUUGCUGCCAGCAUCUGUCGUCAGAUGGCAGAGCAUGCAGUGUCAGAGCGGCAACAUGAUAAGGCAAUCCGGAUGUACAAGGAAGCACUUAGUGCUUCCCCAGAUGAUGCUGUCUCUCUUCUUGCCCUGGCCCGUCUCUACAUGACUGUUGGAGAUCUGGAUCAGUGUCAGUUGACCUGUAUGACCCUCCUUCGACAGGACAAGGAGAAUGAGUCCGCCACUGUCAUGAUGGCUGACCUGGCAUUCCGAAAGAAUGAUUAUGAAACAGCCAUGUUUCACUUUCAGCAGAUCCUUGAAAAAAAGCCAAACAAUUAUGAGGCACUGGCACGUCUUGUAGAGCUGAUGCGACGAACAGGAAAUCUUGAUGAUUGCACCCCUUUCCUCAUUAAGGCUGAAAAAGCCUCUUCUCGAUCUGCACUUGAUGCUGGCUAUCAUUUCUGCAUUGGCCUCCAUGAAUGGUACACAGGAAACCCUGAGGGGGCCCUGAAGUCAUUCAACAAGGCACGUCGAGACAAUGUCUGGAGCCAGAGGGCCAUUCGCAAUAUGAUUGAGAUAUGCCUCAAUCCAGAUAAUGACACUAUUGGUGGAGAAACUUUUGAGUCUGUGGAUGGAAAUUUGUCCCAAUCAGAUGCUCGUGAUGCAAGGGAAAUGGCCCUGCUUACAGCCGAGAAGCUCCUUCGAGAACUGUUGCCUAAGGGGAACUUGGAGGCAGUGGAGAAGACAUUAUUGGAAAACUUUGCUCUCAUGGCCACUAAAAAUAAGGCCAAUAUUGAGAAGGCUCUGCAGGACUGUCUGCGCAUUGCCCAGGAUGAGGCCUACAAGGAGCAUGUUGGUGCCAUCCUUGGAGUUGCCACUGCCUACAUGCUCCUCAAGCUAACCCCAAAAGCAAGGAAUCAGUUGAAGCGUGUGAGCAAGAACCCAUGGUCAUUUGAGGAUGCAGAAUACCUGGAGAAGGCCUGGCUCCUUCUAGCUGACAUCUAUGUCCAGAAUGGGAAGUAUGACAUGGCCACUGAGAUUCUCAGAGCUCAGAGGGUGUUGGAACAUAACAAGUCCUCCACAAAGGCAUAUGAAUACAUGGGCUACAUCAUGGAAAAGGAGCAGUCCUACCGGGAUGCAGCCUAUCACUAUGAACAAGCAUGGAAGUAUUCCACCCAGGCCAACCCUGUCAUUGGUUACAAACUGGCUUUCAACUACAUGAAGGCGAAACGUUACGUGGAUGCGAUCGAUGUGAGCCGCGCCGUCUUGGGCAAGCAUCCUGAUUACCCCAAGAUCCGCAAAGAGAUCCUGGAGAAGUCCCGAGAUGCCCUUCGACGUUGAGAAUUUCUGCUCCUCCUCAGUUGAUCUCAGUUUCCUUUUUUUGUUGCUUCUUUUCAUUUUUAUUUUUCGUCGUUGUGCCAUUUCUUGCAUUCCAUCCGUCCAGUUGCCUGUGAUGCACUUUUUACUAUAAUCCUUGUGAUAGCUGUAUCUCUUGUACCUGCUCAUCAUUCCUGUCUGUCUGAAGUUUGUCACGAUGUCGACGAUGAAACGAAGAUGUUGCAGCU